CGGACUGACAACUCAUGGGGCCCCCGGGCAAUAGGGGAUCAUGGGGCCCCUGUGUCCUUGCCCAAACUCAAAAAAGCCUAUGAAAAAGGUACCAGGGGCAUCUCAUGGGGCCCCCUACUGACCCCCGGCUCUCGGGCAGUGUCCGAGUUUCCAAAUGGUCAGUCCGCCCCUGGUUACAACUGCUACAUUUCCACUGCUGAUUACUCAGUAAUGAUAGAAUUUAAAGCCAGGGGCACAUUUUUGACACAUUUUUAGGUGCGUUUUACACAUUUUUUUAGGGACACUUCCAUGGAAC
Molecule: messenger RNA, 295 nt
Organism: Staurois parvus
Lineage: Eukaryota; Metazoa; Chordata; Amphibia; Anura; Ranidae
Source: the annotation of a GenBank genome assembly